AUGUUUCAUUUGUUUAGUUCCAUCUUUUUUUUUUUUUUUUGCUUUUCGGGUUCACUAGUUUUUAUCUUUUUCCUCCAUUUUUUCUUUCUUUCAAUUUUUCUUUCUUUCUUUACUAUCAUUUCAGUAAUUCAUUUGAUGUUUGUUUAUUCGUUUAUUCAUUUCUAUAUUGCUUGCUUCUUUUUACUUUACUUCAUUUUCAUAUCGUCCUGUUUUUGUAUUUCUUUCUUCUUUUCUUCCUUUGUUUGUUUGUUUCUUUCUUUCUUUCUUAUUCCUUCUUUCUUUCCUUCCUUUAUUCGUGUAUUUCCAUUUUUUCUUUUUAGCUUGUUUUUAUGUCAUUUAAUUCCUUCGUUUUUUCUUUCUUUCUUCACUCUCACUUCUCAGUUGUUUCUUCUUUCCUUCUUUCUUUCCUUCAUUCUUUCCUUCUUUCUUUCUUUAUUGCUUGGUUUUCUUUCACUUUUUCUUCAUUUCAUUUCUGCAUCAUAUUUUCCUCUUUUCAUUUUAUAUCUUUCUCUUUCUUCUUUUGUUUGUUGUUUACUUACAUACUUGGUAUAUCACUUCAUUCUGGUUUACAUAAUCUCCUUCCUUCCUUCCUUCCUUCCUUCCUUCCUUCCUUCCUUCCUUCCUUCCUUCUAUCCUGCCUCCCAACCUUCUUUCCUUUCUCCCUGCCUCUCACCCUUCCUUCCUUCAUUCCUUCCUGCCUCCGACCCUUCCUUCCUUCCUACCUGCCUCCCACCCUUCAUUCCUUCCUCCCUGCCUCCCACCCUUCCUUCCUUCCUGCCUCCACCCUUCCUUCCAUCUUGCCUCACCCUUCCCUUCCUUCCUUUCUCCCUGCCUCACACCCUUCCUUCCUUCCUUCUUCCCUGCCUCCACCCUUCCUUCCUUCCUUCCUGCCUGCCUGCCUCCAACCCUUCCUUCCUGCCUCCCACUCUUCCUUCAUCCCUGCCUCCCACCCUUCCUUCCUUCUUCCUUCCUUCCCCUGCCUCCCACCCUUCCUUCCUUCCUCCCUGCCUCCCACCCUUCCUUCCUUCCUCCCUGCCUCCACCCUUCCUUCCUUCCUGCUCCCCACCCUUCCUUCCAUCCUGCCUCCCACCCUUCCUUCCUUUCUCCUGCCUCCCACCCCUUCCUUCCUUUCUCCCUGCCUCCCACCCUUCCUUCCCUUCCUUCCUUCCUUCCUUCCUUCCUUCCUUCCUUCCUUCCUUCCUGCCUCCCACUCAUCCUUCAUCCCAGCCUCCCACCCUUCCUUCCUUCCUUCCUUCCUUCCUUCCUUCCUUCCUUCCUUCCUUCCUCCCACCCUUCCUUCCUGCCUGCCACCCACCCUUCCUUCCUUCCUGCCUCCCACUCAUCCUUCAUCCCAGCCUCCCACCAUUCCUUCCUUCCUUCCUUCCUGCCUGCCUCCCACCCCUUCCUUCCUUCCUUCCUUCCUUCCUUCCUUCCUUCCUUCCUUCCUGCCUCCCCUCAUCCUUUCAUCCCAGCCUCCUUCCUUCCUUCCUUCCUUCCUUCCUUCCCUUCCUUCCUUCCUUCCUUCCUGCCUCCCACCCUUCCUUCCUGCCUGCCACCCACCUUCCUUCCUUCCUGCCUCCCACUCAUCCUUCAUCCCAGCCUCCCACCAUUCCUUCGUUCCUUCCUUCCUGCCUGCCUCCCACCCUUCCUUCCUGCCUGCCUCCCACCCUUCCUUCCUUCCUCCUCCCUGCCUCCCCCCUUCCUUCCGUCCUCCCUGCCUCCCACCCUUCCUUCCUUCCUCCCUGCCUCCCAACCCUUCCUUCCUUCCUUCCUUCCUUCCUUCCUUCCUUCCUGCCUCCCACCCUUCCUUCCUCCCUGCCUCCCACCCUUCCUUCCUUCCUUCCAUCCUUCCUUCCUUCCUUCCUUCCUUCCUGCCUCCCACCCCUUCCUUCCUCCCCUGCCUCCCACCCUUCCUUCCUUCCUUCCUUCCUUCCUGCCUGCCUCCCCACCCUUCCUUCCUUCAUACCUGCCUCCCACCCUUCCUUCCUUCCUUCCUUCCUGCCUCCCACCCUUCCUUCCUUCCUCCCUGCCUCCCACCCCUUCCUUCCUCCCACCCUUCCUUCCUUCCUUCCCCUUCCUUCCUUCCUUCCUUCCUUCCUGCCUGCCUGCUCUCCCACCCUUCCUUCCUGCCUCCCACUCUUCCUUCAUCUCUGCCUCCCCACCCUUCCUUCCUUCCUUCCUUCCUUCCUUCCUGCCUCCCACCCUUCCUUCCUUCCUCCUGCCUCCCACCCUUCCUUCCUUCCUCCCUGCCUCCCACCCUUCCUUCCUUCCUCCCUGCCUCCCACCCUUCCUUCCUUCCUGCCUCCCACCCUUCCUUCCAUCCUGCCUCCCACCCUUCUUCCUUUCUCCCUGCCUCCCACCCUUCCUUACUUCCUCCCCUGCCCCCACCCUUCCUUCCUCCCUUCCUUCCUUCCUUCCUUCCUUCCUGCCUCCCACUCAUCCUUCAUCCCUGCCUCCCACCCUUCCUUCCUUCCUUCAUUCCUUCCUUCCUUCCUUCCUUCCUUCCUUCCUUCCUGCCUGCCUCCCACCCUUCCUUCCUUCCUUCCUUCCUUCCUUCCUUCCUUCCUUCCUGCCUGCCUCCCACCCUUCCUUCCUGCCUGCCUCCCACCUUCCUUCCUGCCUGCCUCCCACCCCCUUCCUUCCUUCCUCCUGCCUCCCACCCUUCAUUCCUGUCCUCCCUGCCUCCCACCCUUCUUUCCUUCCUUCCUUCCUUCCUUCCUUCCUGCCUGCCUGCCUCCCACCCUUCCCUCCCCUGCCCCCCCCUUCCUUCCUUCCUCCCUGCCUCCCACCCUUCCUUCCUUCCUUCCCUUCCUCCCUGCCUCCCACCCUUCCUUCCCUUCCUUCCUUCCUUCCUGCCUGCCUGCCUCCCACCCUUCCUUCCUGCCUGCCUCCCCCCCUUCCUUCCUUCCUCCCUGCCUCCCACCCUUCUUUCCUUCCUUCCUUCUUUCCUUCCUUCCUUCCAUCCUUCCUUCCUCCCACCCUUCCUUCCUCCCUGCCUCCCACCCUUCCUUCCUUCAUCCUUCCUUCCUUCCUUCCUUCCUUCCUUCCUUCCUUCCUGCCUCCACACCCUUCCUUCCAUCCUUCCUUCCUUCCUUCCUCCCUGCCUCCCACCCUUCCUUCCUUCCUUCCUUCCUUCCUUCCUUCCUUCCUUCCUUCCUCCCACCCUUCCUUCCUUCCUCCCCUGCCUCCCCACCCUUCCUUCCUUCCUCCCCUGCCUACCACCCCCUUCCUUCCUUCCUUCCUUCCUUCCUUCCUUCCUGCCUGCCUGCCUGCCUCCCACCCUUCCUUCCUUCCUGCCUGCCUCCCACCCUUCCUUCCUGCCUCCCACCCUUCCUUCCUUCCUGCCUCCCCACCCUUUCUUCCUGCCUCACCCCUUCCUUCCUUCCUCCCUGCCUCCCACCCUCCCUUCCUUCCUUCCUUCCUUCCUUCCUUCCUUCCUUCCUUUAUUUAUUUAUUUAUUUCAAUUUUUUUCUUUUCAGGCUUACGUGA
This is a messenger RNA of Acanthosepion pharaonis, 3489 nucleotides long. NCBI's taxonomy places the organism in Eukaryota, Metazoa, Mollusca, Cephalopoda, Sepiida, Sepiidae. The record is from the annotation of a GenBank genome assembly.